AUGUGACUUGGUUUUCAGACAAGAAGAAAUCUAAGAAACGUCAUUACGAUGAUGACGAUGACGAUGAGGAUGAAACUCCUGGUAAAGAGUCUCAGGAAGCAGUUCCAUCUGCCGCAGGGAAGCAAGUGGAAGAGUCUGGGAUCAAAGAGGAUGAAUAUGGGGCAAAAGAUUAUAGACACCAGAUGCUUCUAAAGGGCGAUCAUUGCUCACGUCCACUCUGGGUGGCUCCUGAUGGCCAUGUUUUCCUGGAAGCCUUUUCUCCUGUUUACAAAUAUGCCCAGGAUUUUCUGGUUGCUAUUGCUGAACCUGUGUGCAGGCCAACGCAUGUACACGAAUACAAACUCACUGCUUACUCGCUUUAUGCUGCUGUCAGUGUUGGUUUACAAACCAGUGACAUCACUGAAUAUUUGCAAAAGCUGAGCAAGACUGGUGUCCCAGAUGGAAUAAUUCAGUUCAUCAAGCUGUGUACUGUGAGCUAUGGAAAGGUAAAACUAGUCCUGAAACACAACAGGUAUUUUGUAGAAAGCACCCACCCUGAGGUCAUCCAGCAGCUUCUUCAGGACCAUGUCGUCAAAGACUGUCGGCUGAGAAAUGCUGAGGGAGAAGAAACAGAGCUCAUCAUGGAGACAUUCACGAGUAAAUCAGCAAUUUCCAAAUCUAGUGAAGGAGGCCCUUCAACAUCCCAAGGGACAGACACUCAGAAUAAAUCAGAUGUCCCGGCUGAUUUAUUUGAGUUUUAUGAGCAAAUGGACAAAGAUGAGGAGGAGGAGGAAGAAACACAGACUGUAUCUUUUGAAGUUAAGCAGGAAAUGAUUGAAGAGCUUCAAAAGCGUUGCAUCCAUUUGGAGUACCCUUUGCUGGCAGAGUAUGACUUCAGAAAUGAUUCAGUGAAUCCUGAUAUUAAUAUAGACCUGAAGCCCACAGCUGUUCUCAGACCGUAUCAGGAGAAAAGCCUAAGGAAGAUGUUUGGGAAUGGGCGUGCUAGAUCUGGCGUUAUUGUUCUGCCAUGUGGUGCUGGCAAAUCUUUAGUUGGAGUUACAGCUGCAUGUACAGUCCGCAAGCGUUGCCUGGUUCUUGGCAAUUCUUCUGUCUCAGUGGAGCAGUGGAAAGCCCAAUUCAAAAUGUGGUCCACCAUAGAUGACAGCCAAAUCUGUCGAUUCACUUCAGAUGCCAAGGACAAGCCUAUUGGCUGCUCUGUUGCAAUUAGCACCUACUCUAUGUUGGGACACACAACUAAGAGGUCUUGGGAAGCAGAGAGAGUAAUGGAAUGGCUUAAAAGUCAAGAGUGGGGUCUUAUGAUACUUGAUGAGGUGCACACUAUACCUGCCAAAAUGUUUAGACGUGUGCUCACCAUUGUGCAAGCUCACUGCAAACUGGGACUGACUGCUACUCUUGUCAGAGAAGAUGACAAAAUUGUCGACUUGAAUUUCCUGAUUGGACCAAAACUCUAUGAGGCCAACUGGAUGGAGCUGCAGAACAACGGCUACAUUGCUAAAGUUCAGUGUGCUGAGGUUUGGUGCCCAAUGUCUCCAGAGUUUUACAGAGAAUAUGUGGCUAUCAAAACAAAGAAGCGAAUAUUGCUCUACACUAUGAACCCAAAUAAAUUCAGAGCAUGCCAGUUCCUGAUUAAAUUUCAUGAACGAAGGAAUGACAAGAUCAUUGUAUUUGCUGACAAUGUGUUUGCGCUGAAGGAGUAUGCAAUCAGACUGGGGAAACCUUACAUAUAUGGUCCUACUGCACAAGGAGAGAGAAUGCAGAUCCUACAGAACUUCAAGCACAAUCCAAAAAUCAAUACUAUCUUUAUUUCCAAGGUAGGUGACACGUCCUUUGAUCUGCCAGAAGCCAACGUUCUGAUUCAGAUUUCGUCCCAUGGUGGGUCUCGAAGACAAGAGGCUCAAAGAUUGGGACGAGUGCUGAGAGCCAAAAAAGGUACAAUUGCAGAGGAAUACAAUGCCUUCUUUUAUUCCCUUGUAUCACAAGAUACUCAGGAAAUGGCAUAUUCAACCAAACGGCAAAGGUUUUUGGUAGAUCAAGGAUACAGCUUCAAGAGUGGCGUUAAAAAUCAUUGACAGAAGAAAACUAAUGGAAAAGAUGAUACAAGCAGGCAUGGAUGCAUCAGACACAAUGGCUAGACAUAGGGCCACUGCAGUUACUAUGUAAAGAGCAUCAUGCCUCUGGACUUCCUAGGGAGACACAGAAUUCAAUAGAUUCUUCAGUUUUGGGUACAGAUUGAACAGACAUACUGAUGCUGCUACUUUACAUGUCAGAAAAGACUUCAGAGUCACAACAUGGUCACUGGACACUCAGUCCCAAACUGCAAGCUCUUUAGAUACAAAAGGCAAACUAGACAGACACCCCUCUACGGCCAGCAAGGGCCUUCUGAGCACCCACCUAGAAAAACGCUGAGACACUCUCAAAAGAGGUAACCUGGAGUGGGGUCUACCUGGAUACAACAUCUAGAAGAAUCAUUUUUCCCACGUCUGUGGCCAGUUAAGACGAUGACGUCAGAAUACAUCUCACUGUUGAGAACUUCAUAUAGCAAUCUUCCUGUAUGAAAGCAUUUUUGUAGCAUAUCAAGUUUGAUCAAAUAGUUACAGAUUAGGGUUGAUCUAAAUAGUGAACAGGCCUACAUGGUUAUAGCCAAAAAAACCCUCAAAUCACAUUACUUGUAUUUAAAUAUUUUGGAUUAUGGAACUAAUUAGGCCACAGUAGAGAGAUUUCCUUUUGCAAGUAAUCCUUAGUUUUAGGAGUCUUAAAUUGGCAUUGAAACAAGGACAGCAUGAAUGCCAGAUGGCUGUUGCCAAACUUGAGGGCUGAUACCAUGGGAAAUAAAGAUUAGGUUUUUUUAAACACUUGCUUUGUAUGGAGAGCUUUAUGUACCAUUUAUUAAGUAGUUGCUUGUGUUAUAUCUGUAUGUAUGGGGAAAAAGCUACCAUUUUCAUAUCUUCUUGCUAUUUUUUGUUACUCAUUUGCUUUUUAAAUAGAACCCUCCUGUCGUGAUUCCUUGCUCAGAACCCUGUGAGUUAACUGAGUUUGGAUGAUGUUCUAUCUCACUGCAGAUGUACCCGGCAUUGCUUGGGUCCUUAACUGUGGUAGUUUUUUAAAAAAUGUAAAAGAAAAAUAUGCAUGCCUUAUUUAAAUGAUGGGGCACAAAUGGGAGUGCAGGGAUCAGAGCAGGGGAUGGGGGCUCAGGACAGGAAGUGGGCAGUGCAGUAGUCAGUGGAAG
This is a messenger RNA of Pelodiscus sinensis (Chinese soft-shelled turtle), 3226 nucleotides long. The record is from RefSeq and is a predicted model, not a curated record. NCBI's taxonomy places the organism in Eukaryota, Metazoa, Chordata, Testudines, Trionychidae.